Messenger RNA from Fukomys damarensis (Damara mole-rat), 6167 nucleotides. It is a transcript of the gene Abi3bp, whose product is annotated as ABI family member 3 binding protein. The transcript has 62 exons. Bases 110 to 5098 code for a protein of 1662 amino acids. The record is from RefSeq and is a predicted model, not a curated record. Gene Ontology annotation, biological process: positive regulation of cell-substrate adhesion; extracellular matrix organization. NCBI's taxonomy places the organism in Eukaryota, Metazoa, Chordata, Mammalia, Rodentia, Bathyergidae. Gene Ontology annotation, molecular function: protein binding.
UAAGUGCAGCCGCCUUCCUCUGUCCCUGGAAGACAGUCCACUUACAUGCAGCUCCAGGGCUGCAAGGCACCCACCAGCAUCACUCUCUGUGCGAGGUGGCAAAUGCAACAUGCUGUCCAGCUUGGGGUGUCUACUUUUCUGUGGAAGUAUUGCACUUGCCCUGGGAAAUGCACAGAAAUUGCCAAAAGGUAAAAAGCCGAGCCUGAAAGUCCACAUCAAUUCCACCAGUGACUCCAUCCUCCUGAAGUUCCUGCGUCCAAAUCCAAAUGUAAAGCUCGAAGGUUUUCUCCUGGGCUAUGGCAGCAACACAUCUCCCAACCAAUACUUCCCUCUUCCCACAGAAGGAAAAUACACCGAAGCUGUAGUUGAUGCAGAGCCAAAGUAUCUGAUAGUUGUACGACCUGUUCCCCCUCCAAGUCAAAAGAAGUCAUGUUCAGGUAAAGCUCGUCCUCGUAAACCUCUCCAGAUGGUGGUUGGCACUCUGACACCAAGCUCAGUCUUCCUGUCCUGGGGUUUCCUCAUCAAUCCACACCACGACUGGACUCUGCCGAGUCAUUGUCCCAAUGACAGAUUUUAUACAAUUCGCUAUAGAGAAAAGGAUAAAGAAAAGAAAUGGAUUUUUCAACUCUGUCCAGCCACUGAAACAAUUGUAGAGAAUCUAAAGCCCAACACAGUUUAUGAAUUUGGAGUAAAAGACAAUGUAGAAGGUGGAAUUUGGAGUAAGAUUUUCAAUCACAAGACUAUUAUUGGAAGUAAAAACAAAGUAAAUGGGAAAAUCCAAAGUACGUAUGACCAAGUCCACACAGUGCCAGCAUAUGUCCCAAGGAAGCUAAUCCCAAUAACAAUCAUCAAGCAAGUGAUUCAGAACGUUACUCACAAAGCUUCAAUUAAAUCCCCAGAUAAGAUUCCCUUUGGAGGAACAAUAUUAGUCCACCUCAUUAUUCCAGGUCUUAAUGAAAGCACUGUAAAACUUCCUUCAUCCAUAAUGCUUGAGAUUUCAGAUGCACUCAAGGCACAAUUAGCUAAUAAUGAAACCUUGGCAUUACCUGCAGAAUCUAAAACCCCAGAAAUGGAAAAAAUCACAGCACAGCACAUAACAGUGACUCCUGAAACAGUUCCAAGAACCACUAAACCCACUAUGUCUAGUACAUUAGACGUUUCAGAAACAACACUGGUUCUCACCCAAAGGGCCCCGGAAACAUUGCAAACUAUUCUAUCACCUAAGUUUGAAUUGCCACUGAGCACUCUAGCUCCAAAAAGGUUUCCAGAAUUUCCUGAAGCAAAAACAUCCUUCCCUUUUGAGAAGCCUGGGGUUACCAUGGUAACACAGGAAAAGUCAUGGAUGGCACCUACAGCUAAAACAUCAGAAGAUUCCAAAGUUGUAAAGCCUCAAACUGCAACAAGUGAUCCUAUUCUGGAUUCUGUCCCACCUAAAACUUCUAGAACUCUUGAACAGCCAAGAGCAACACUGGCUCCAAGUGAAACACCAUUUAUUCCUCAAAAAGUGGAAACUUUUACCAGUCCUGCAAUGAAACCUACAACAUCUGCUCCCCAGCAAACUACGUCUGUCCCCUCUCCACCUAAACGGCGCCUCAGACCCAAAAUUCCAAGAACCACACUUGCCCCAGAACCUCUGACUUUACCACCACCACAGUCAACAAAAGCUCCACCAAAGACCAAACGACCCGGUCGUCGCCCCCGCCCUAAACCUACACGUAGCCCAGAAGUGCCCAAGUCCAAACCUGCUCUGGAACCAGCUACAGUAUACCCGGAGUCCCUGGUACCCAGAAUCGUACCUAAACCAUCUAAGAGACCUAAAACUUCACACAGAUCAGAUGUACCCCAAAUCAAGCCUGAUUCAAAGCCACCAGUUCAAUUACUUCCUAAACCCCAAAUCACAGCAAAUCCAGAUAUGCCAGCAACAAAAUCCACCUUUGAGCUGGUUACAUUUGAGACUGAAGCUCUGUCCUUAACUAUAGUUCCUACCACAGAUAUUGAACCAGUAAUUCUGAGAACUGAGACUCCAGUGACAACAUUAGCUCCAAAAAUAACACAACGAGCAAGAACUCGUCGUCCGCGGCCCAAACAUAAAAGCACAUUAAACCCAAAGAUACCUCAGACUAAACCAGAUUUUGGACCUGUUACUCCUGGACCACCUUUAGCUCCAACAAAAAGAACCCACCAUCCACAUCCCAUACCUAAACCCACGCACCAUCCAGAAGUACUUCAGACAAUACUGGUUCCUGCCACAAUUGCCGAACCAGUUAUUCUUAGAACCAAGGCUCCAGGAACACUAGUUCCUACUGCAGUCCUUGAACAAGUUACUCCUGUAAAAGAGGCUCCAGAAGCAGCAAUUGUUCCUGGUACAGAUGCUGAACCUGUUACAGAACUUGAACCUGUUACUUUUAGAACUGAGACCUCUGAGGUGACAUUAGCUACCAAAAUAACAAAAAGAACCCGUCGUCCACGACCCAGACCUAAAACCACACCAAGACCUCAAGCACCUCAGACCAAGCUGGUUCCUACUAUAGUUAUUGAACCUGUCACUCUUAAACCAGAGGCUGCAGGAACAACAUUAGCUCCCAAACCAUCACAACGGACACAUCACCCAUGUCCCAGACCAAAACCCAUACCAAGUCUUGAAGCACCUGAGUCUAAACCAGUUUGGCCAGUUCCUACUGCAGGGCUUGAAACUGUGACACUCAGAACUGAGACCUGGGUAACAACACAAGCUCCUAAAACAUCCAAAAGGACUCGUCGUCCACGUCCCAAACCUAAAACCACACCAAGUCCUAAGACUUUUCAAAUCAAACCCGGUAAAUUUCCUGCUACAGAUCUUGAACCUGGUACUCUUAGAACUGGAGCUCCAGACACCAUGGUUCUGACUACAGUCCUUGAACCUGUCUCUCUUAUAACCAAGGCUCCAGAAACAACUUUAGCUCUUAAAAUACUACGAACACGUCGCCCACGGCCCAGACCUAAGACCACAUCCAGUCCUGAAGCAUCUCAGACAAAAUUGGUUCCUAUUCCAGGCUUUGAACCUGAUAUUCAUAGUACGGGGGCUCCAGAAACAACAUUAGCUCCCACUGAACUGCAAACUCUUAUUUUGAAACCAGUGACAUCACCAAGCUUAGAAAUGGGAUACAGUCAACCUGUUUCUGAUAUUCUGGAAUCAGUUACAUUUAAUACCGAGUCAACAAAGGAGACUAUAGCACCUGCUGAAACAGAUUAUAUAUAUCCCACUACAAAAAUACCUCUCAGGCCAGAGGAGCCAAAGACUGAAGCUGUGGAAUCUGUUACAUAUGUGUCUGAACCUCCUGAGAUCACACUAGCUCUCAGGCAGACACCACAUACUCCUCCCAAGACAAAAACAUCACAACAUCCAAGAAUCCCACAAACACAACCAGUUCCUAAAGGAUCUCCGAGCACUACUUCAAAACUCAAAAUGCCACCAAGCCCAGAAGUGUCAUACACUACAUCUGGUCCAGAAUAUGUGCCCCUUCCCCAUGAACCAGACCCUGAGGUCUCUCAGAGUGAACCUGUUCUGCAACCUGUUACCUUUAGAAUUGAGCCACCAAAGACAACAAUAGCUCCAUUAGAGACACGAAGGAUCCCUUUCAUACCUAUAAUUUCACCAAGCCUUAGUCAAGAGGAACUACAACCCACUCUUGAAAAAAUAGACCAAUCUACCCAAGAGCUCUUCACAACUAAGAUUCCACGAACAACUGAAUUGGCAAAGACAACUCCAGCACUGCACAGAUACUACACUACUCCUGGAAGGUCCAGAAUACCUGACAAAUCACACAUCAGACCUGUUCUGAACAGGACAACUAUCAAACCUAUUAGACCCAAACCUAGUAGGAUACCCAGCAGGAAUGGAGUGGGAACAGGGGCCAAACAAGCACCCAAGCCAUCAGGCAGUGGUAGGAAUGUUUCAGUAGAUUCUACCCAAUCCACAAGAAAACCAGCUACAGUUCCAAGGACUCACCGCCUACCUCUGCCACCUAGACCUGUGCCCCCACGAAGAAAACCUUUACCACCAAAUAAUGUCACCGGAAAGCCAGGAAGCUCAAGAAUUAUUUCAUCACUAGUAACUUCCCCGCCACCUAGGGCAACACUCAAACCUACUGAAACCACCACAGAGAGGCAAGAAACAGACAGAAAACAACCAACAGCUCCUGCCUCUGGAGAAGAACUCGGUAAUACAACUGACUUUAGCUCAAGCCCAACAAGAGAAACUGAUCAUCUUGGGAAGCCCAGAUUCAAAGGUCCUCAUGUGAGAUACAUCCCAAAGCCUGACAACAGGCCCUGCUCCAUCACAGACUCCAUCAAACGCUUCCCCACAGAGGAAGCCAUGGAGGGGAAUGCCACCAGCCCACCACAGAACCCUCCCACCAACCUCACUGUGGUCACUGUGGAAGGGUGCCCCUCGUUUGUCAUCUUGGACUGGGAAAAGCCAUUAAAUGACACUGUCACUGAAUAUGAAGUUAUAUCCAGAGAAAAUGGGUCAUUCAGCGGGAAGAACAAGUCCAUUCAAAUUACAAAUCAAACUUUCUCCACAGUGGAAAAUCUGAAACCAGACACAAGCUAUGAAUUCCAGGUGAAACCUAAAAAUCCACUUGGUGAAGGCCCAGCCAGCAACACAGUGGCAUUCAGUACUGAAUCAGCUGACCCAAGAGUAAGCGAGCCAGUUUCUGGAGGAAGAGAUGCCAUCUGGACUGAAAGACCCUUUAACUCAGACUCUUACUCAGAAUGCAAAGGCAAACAAUAUGUCAAAAGGACAUGGUAUAAAAAAUUUGUAGGCGUGCAGCUGUGCAACUCUCUUAGAUACAAGAUUUACCUGAGUGACUCCCUUACAGGAAAAUUUUAUAACAUAGGCGAUCAGAGGGGCCAUGGAGAGGAUCACUGUCAGUUUGUGGAUUCAUUUUUAGAUGGUCGCACAGGACAGCAUCUCUUUUCUGAUCAGUUACCCACCAAAGAAGGCUAUUUCAGAGCAGUUCGCCAAGAACCUGUCCAAUUUGGAGAAAUAGGUGGUCACACCCAGAUCAAUUAUGUCCAGUGGUAUGAGUGUGGAACUACAAUUCCUGGAAAAUGGUAGAUGCUAUAAUCAUGCUCCAAGUACUUCUGGUUCAUAUGGCCAAAAUAAAUCCCUCAAAAACCAAACCAACAAAAACACCCCACUAUGGUAUUUUCUCAUCCAUUUAAAACAAUUUUGUUUACUAUGUAUUAAAGCCUGCAAUCUAGCAACAAUAUUAGGUGUUUAGAAGAAAAAGGUUGCUGAGAAUAUUUAUCAGUUUUUACAAAGUCAUUUUAACAAAGGAAGAUAUUGACAUUUUAACAGAAUAACAUUUUUAGGGAAGCUGGCUCCCUAUUCAUGGUAUUUUAAGAGAUCAUUUGUAUAUUAUUUAUCACAUUGUUGUAAUGAUGUUUUGAGAUACUUUUAUAACAAAAUUAACAUCAAAAACAUAAUAUACUUUUAAAAAUAUUUACUUUUACUGAUGUGUAUGCUUCUUACUGGUGAGUUAAUUUCUUAAAUCUCUACUUAGUUUAACUUAUUAGAUCAAAUUAUCUUCAGCAUAAGUAUCUGGGGAAAACAGGUCUUAAUGUUUAGUUAAACAAAUUUUUUAGCAACAGCUGAACAGAUUUCUGAGGCAUGUAUAUGUUCAUGCUAAUGAAAAUUUCCAUGAAAUAUCAGCAAUUACUAAAAAAAUUUGAAUUAGUAAUUUCAUUUUGACUAAAAGCGGAGGUCAAAUCUGAUAUAUUGCUUUAAAAGUAUACUAGUAUCUGAAUAUACUUUGUCAAACUAGCCCUUUAACCAAUUGUUUUUAACCAAUGUUGUUUUUAUGAUUCUAAUCAAACUGUAUGCGGGUUGAAUGUGAAGUUUGAGCAUGAAAAGAUAAUGCACCACAUGAUUCCUACCAUUUUACAAAUGGCUAUUUGCAAAAUAUUUAUACAUUAGACCUCUAUGAAUGAAUGUAUCAGGGUGUUUCUGUAAUUCUCUUUAACUCAAGGUGUAAUAAAAAUCUGACUCAUUUUCAUUAAAAUGCAUUGUUUUUAUUCAUGCUGGAGAGGGAGAUGGAAAUGGUACAUUGUUACCCUUAUUAUGGAAAGACCUUUUCCUAUGCUUAUUUUACAACAUGGUUCUCUCUUUUUUUUUUUUUUUGGUA